Molecule: messenger RNA, 771 nt
Organism: Neltuma alba
Lineage: Eukaryota; Viridiplantae; Streptophyta; Magnoliopsida; Fabales; Fabaceae
Product: NDR1/HIN1-like protein 13
Exons: 1
Coding region: 1-771 (256 amino acids)
Biological process (GO): defense response to other organism
Cellular component (GO): plasma membrane
Source: RefSeq, a predicted model, not a curated record
AUGGCGGACAGGGUCUACCCUUCGGCGAAGCCUGCCACUGCAGUUUACGGCCGAGCUAGGCCAUCUUUUCCUGCCACAAAAGCCCAGCUCUACGGCGCCACUCGACCUGCCUACCGUCCUCAGCCCUACCUGUACCACCGUCAGAGCCACCGCAGACGCUGCUGCACCUUCUGCUUCUGGUUCCUCCUCGUCAUUCUCAUCCUCCUAUUCCUCACCGGCGUUGCUGGCAUCGUUCUCUACCUCCUUUAUCGACCUCACAGCCCUUCCUUCACCGUCGACUCCUUCAAACUCUCAUACCUCAACAUGACUUCCUCCUCUUCACUUAACUCCAGAUUCGAACUCAAUAUCACCGCUACAAACCCUAACAAGAAAAUCGCCUUCCAGUUCGAACGGAUCUCAAUUUCCGUAAUCUCUGGAGACGUCAGCGUCGGCGACGGGAGAAUGCCGUCAUUCGAGCACGGCAAGAAGAACACGACGCUCUUGAGGGCUUUGAUUACGAGCAAUGGUGCAGUACUGGACGGUGAAUCUGCUAGCCGACUGAAGGCUGAUUUGCAGAGAGAAAAUGGAUUGGACAUGAAGGUGAAUUUGUACACGAAGGUGAAGGCGAAGAUGGGAAGGUUGAAGACACCCAAGGUUGGACUACGGGUAUCUUGUGAAGGAAUCAGGGUUACGGUUCCGGCCGCCGCGAAGAAACAGGCAAUGGCGGCGACUUCUGGCGCCAAAUGCAAGGUUCACGUUAGGUUCAAGAUUUGGAAAUGGUGCAUCGGAUGA